AUGAAGUUUGGCGAACAUUUAUGGACGCAUUUAACACCAGAAUGGUAUUCGCAGUACAUUGAAUACGAUCAAAUGAAAGAAAUGUUAGCGGGCUUCGUGGCCAGUGCACAACAUCUCUCGGGUCCGGAUAAUCUUUUAGCACGACAGUUAUAUUUUCUUCAAGCUGAUGAAGAAUUUUUCAAGUAUUGUAGCAGAGAAGCGUCGAAAAUCAAUACAUUCUUUGCGGAAAAGCUAGCCGAAGCGUUGCGUCGGUUUGAACCUUUGAAGAAAGAAGUGAAAUAUACCGAAGAACACCAUCGGCAUCCACAUUCAGGUUCUUCGAAGAUCUUUCCUCUUCAAGAAAAUGGUUCUUCGAGCGCAAGCGCCAGUCGAACAAGUAUCAAAUCCGCGACUUCAACAAGAAAAAAGAAACAACAUGAACGAACGUUACACUUAAAAAUCAGCGAUCUUAAAUUAGCUCUCAGUGAAUUUUAUUUGAUGUUAAUUCUAUUAAAAAAGUAUCAAGGGUUGAAUUUUCAAGGAUUCCGAAAGAUUUUGAAAAAGCAUGAUAAACUACUUCAAACAAAUCGUGGAGAGCAAUGGAGACUGAGUCAUAUUGAUUGUUCGUUAUUUCAUCAAUCGAAAGGUGUUGAUCAGUUAAUUGAAGAAGUGGAAACGAUGUUCAUUGAAAAACUAGAACAUGGAAAUCGAGCAAAAGCAAUGCAGCGUCUACGUGUUCCACCGCUUGAAGAAAAACAGCCGCGAAUUGUUACUUUUCGUCUCGGAGUAUUUAUUGGUAUGCUUUGUUUUCUUUGUCCAGUAUUGCUAAUUCUUGCGUUCGCGUUGCGCAAAACUAUCACAGGAAAAGACACUUCGUGGCGAGCUGCUCUUCAUCUCUACCGUCCGCUAUUUUUAAUCAUUCUUCAUAUUUGUUUUGUUGGAUUGAAUAUUUACGGCUGGGGUCAUUUCGGCGUGAAUCACGUUUUGAUAUUCGAAUUUGAUCCUCGAAAUCAUAUAACCUACCAAAAACUGUUAGAAAUUGGAACAUUCCUGAUGUCCUGCUGGUUUUUUAGUUUCACUAUAUUCUUCAUUACAUCUUACUAUGAAUAUCAACCAUUUAUCCAACCAUUACUCUGUCUUGUAUUUUUGCUGAUUUUCUUUCUCAAUCCUACUCGAACUUGUUAUCAUAAAGCUCGAUUUUGGCUGUUGAGGAAAUUAUUUCAAGUUAUUUGUGCUCCAUUUUAUCAUGUGGAUUUCGCUAGUUUUUGGUUAGGCGAUCAAUUGAUAUCGUUAGAAUUGAUCUUUUUCGAUAUCGAGUAUUUCCUCUGUUUUUAUAUACACGAUGCCAAUUGGAAUAAGACAAUUGUUCAUCGUGGCGCAUUGUGUACUGGUUGGUCACAGUUUUUUAUUCAAGCAGUUUUGAUUAUUCUUCCGUCGUGGUUUCGUUUUGCUCAAUGUCUGCGACGUUAUCAUGAUACGAAACAAAAAUUUCCCCAUUUAGCGAAUGCUGGAAAGUAUGCCAGUGGAUUUCUUGUUUCCAUAACUAAUGUCAUUCGUCGUGCAACGAAUGCUUCAUACAAGCAUGAUAAAACAUCCAAUCCAUACUUAUAUCUUUGGGCAAUAUCCGCUUUAUUCGGUGCAACGUAUAAAUUAAUAUGGGAUUUGAAAAUGGAUUGGGGCUUUUUCGAUAAAAAUGCUGGUGAAAAUAAGUUUCUACGUGAACAAAUCGUCUAUCCAUCGAAAUACGUAUACUAUAUUGUUAUCAUCGAAAAUAUUAUUUUUCGUUACGUUUGGAUCAUCAAUAUAUUUGUUUAUUUCGAUACAGAAAUGGGUGAAUAUUCCGACAUGAUUGGUUUUGGUUUUGGCAUCAUUGAAUUGUUUAGAAGAUUUCUGUGGAACUACUUUCGAUUAGAGAAUGAACAUUUGAAUAAUUGUGGACAGUUUCGUGCUGUUCGAGAUAUAUCUGUUAACUUGACUUCAGUCGUGGCUACACCGUUUUCCGGUCUUCUAGAUAAAAUUGCUAAAGAAAAUCAAAUGGAAAAUUAUACUCAUGCUCGUAAACAUCAUACAGUUGUUAAUUUCAAUAUCGAAAAUAAUGUUACGAUCCCAAAUGAACCCUUAUCGUCGAUUGAGGAAGAGCACGUACAUACCUCUGAUAGUCAAACCUCAUUGGAAUCUAGGACUGAACAGAUCGUCGACGACAUUAAUGAGAUUAUGACAAUGGAAUCUUCAAAUAUUCUUUUACGUGAUGACGAUGCUAUUGACUGA
Messenger RNA from Adineta ricciae, 2247 nucleotides. The record is from the annotation of a GenBank genome assembly. Lineage: Eukaryota; Metazoa; Rotifera; Eurotatoria; Adinetida; Adinetidae.